Molecule: messenger RNA, 1905 nt
Organism: Orbicella faveolata
Lineage: Eukaryota; Metazoa; Cnidaria; Anthozoa; Scleractinia; Merulinidae
Molecular function (GO): protein binding
Source: RefSeq, a predicted model, not a curated record
AUGANUAUUCAUUUUAUUUGGCUUGUUGAAUGUGUUAUUGACAGUUCCUCACACCUGGUAAUGGAUGGUCAUAUGAGUCGUGUAUUCAGUGUGCAGUACACUCCUGGUCAGGACGAUGAAUUCCUGUCUGGAGGUUGGGAUGACACAGUACAGUUUUGGGACACAAGAGUUGACACCAAACAUUCAGUGAGAAAAAUCUUUGGACCCCAUAUCUGUGGGGAUGCACUAGACAUCCAGGCACUAAGUAUGUCAGGUUCCAGUCGGCAAAUCCUCACAGGAUCAUGGAGGAAAGACAAAACUCUUCAGAUCUGGGACUAUGGCUCAGGCAAGCUCUUAAAAGAUGUGCCCUCUGAUUAUAAUGGAAGUAUGCUGUACUGUGUUCAAUGGCAAGGUCCUGAUAGCAUCCUAGCAGGAGGAAGUGACAACAAUAUGAUGAGAUGUGUGGAUCAAGGAACUUUUCAGACCACUGGACGGCUUGUAGAUCUUCCACGUGCUGUGUAUACUGUUGAUUAUGAGAGACAUAGCCAUCAUCCAAUCAUUGCUGCAGGAACUUCUAACUUUAUUUAUCUUGUAAAGAGGACAUGAGUUUACUAGCGGUUACACAUCUAUUCAUUUUUGACUCUUAUACAUGUUAUGUCAUGAUAUUGUAGGCAUUCUUAUCUACAAAUUGACCUUAAAAUUCAAUGUCAAAACCUUGAGUCUAGAAUAGGUGUAUUAACUUUAUUUUUAAAACUGAGGGGGUAUAGAAAUUCUAUUUAAAAGGCCACAGUAACACAAUUAUUAAGUCUUCACUGUGCAUUUUAACAUGGCAGACUCCAACGUUCGAAUCCUUAGACUAGGUAAAAGCUGUCACCAAUUUGAUCAUUGUUACUUAAUAAAAGCCAAUGGACUCACAGAGAAGAUAAAGAAACCCUUCCCCAAAAGUAUAUGUAGCCAUAAACUUUUCAGUUGUGAAGCGAAUCCGAUAAGCAGUGACCAACCUCCCAAAGUAUUAACUUCAAAUAUUUUUGGAAGAAUAUAGUUUAAGGAGAAUUCCAACAAGUUUAAUCCACUUGCUCACAGUACCAUCUAAUAGUAUCAGUGAAUGUAUACAGCUGCCUCUUCUACCUGAACAAUGUUUUAAAAUUUUUUUAAAAAAUUUAAUAUGAAGGAGUUGGAUUUUAAUUGUCAGAUAAUUUCUUGUUGAUCAGGGAAAUUUGUGUUAUUUAAGAAGUUAGUUUAGGUUACUCUCCUAUGUGCCUGUCAGCACUAAGCGCAGUGACAAAGUUUCUCCACUCUUGUCUGUUGUGUGCUUGUUUCCGUCGGUGAUUCCCCAAGCAUCAUUUAGGAUGUUCAGCUCAGCUUUGACCAUUCCCCUCCAAGUUGUCUUUGGCCAUCAACAAAUUCUCCUCUCUUCAGGAAUCCACUGGACUGCUGUUAUUAUUUAUGAGAGAUUAUCUUUUUAAUUGACAAUAUCUGCAUAUAUUGGCACACUCAGUGGUCAUUGAAAUAUCAUUUAGAUGUUUAUUUGAUUGAAACAUGGACCUGUGUAUAUUGUAAAUUUGACAUGAUGCUCUUGCCAUUGACGACUGAAGUCUUAUUCAUAGAAACUCUCUUUGUCUUACUUCAAUAUCUGCUCAAACUAAAAAUUGAUAUUUUGCUCCUGUUAAUCUAAGUAUUGUGUGGAUCACAUAAUCAUAAAAACAAUGGUUCAGCAAAAAAAAGGAGUGCUGAAAAUCGAACAUUGUAAUCAGUUAAAUAAAGUUCUGUAAAUUUAGAGUUGCUUUUAUUCUUCAUACAAUUAAAUGCAAAUAAUAUAUACAGGAACUCAAGUCAAGAUCUAUCAUGUUUUAUGAUAUUUAAAUGUUAUGUACUACUAGUAAGAACAUUUGAGAAAAAAAAAAUAAAGUGAUUAAAUUAUUAUUA